Molecule: messenger RNA, 385 nt
Organism: Lingula anatina
Lineage: Eukaryota; Metazoa; Brachiopoda; Lingulata; Lingulida; Lingulidae
Source: RefSeq, a predicted model, not a curated record
UGCGUUCCAGAUGUACCGCCAUGUCCUGCACUUACAACACGAUGUCCGGAUGUUCAAAAAGUCAUGUGUGAUGGUACAGCUUACACCUUUUCCGACAGUUACCAAUAUGUGGAAGAUAAUCUGGCCCCACUGCGAUAUUACAUCAGUUACCCUGGAAACAGUGAUAUCAUUAUAUCCACAUGUAACACCGCCGACUACGACACCAUGCUGUCUGUGUUUCACUGUGAUUCGCUCAUUUAUGAUGUUGUAUCCGGUGGAAGUCAGACAUGCAACGUCCAUUUCGAUUACAGUUUGGACUUCAAUGACGACGGAAACGGCUGUUCAGGUGGUACCUCUUUGCUCCAGAUUCCUCAAGGAAGUCUCCCCAGUGGGACGUAUGCAAUAG